Messenger RNA from Schistosoma spindalis, 7041 nucleotides. The record is from the annotation of a GenBank genome assembly. Lineage: Eukaryota; Metazoa; Platyhelminthes; Trematoda; Strigeidida; Schistosomatidae.
AUGCAAAACCUAGUAGGAAAGAUUUAUACAAAUUGUAUAUACAUUAUUCUAGUAAUAUUAUUAUAUGAUGUUCAAAAUGGGUUAACUCAACUAAAUCCAUAUUUUCAAUUCAUACCAAAAAAUGACAAUUUACAUACUAAAAUAUAUGAUUAUUCAAAAGGAUUUGACGAAGAUCAUUUCACCUAUGAACUACAAUAUCCGAUUCCAAUAUAUGAAACACUAAUUAAAAAAAUUACUAUCCGUAAAAAUGGUCUCCUAGCACUAGAUAGCAUUUCUGAUGAUAAUCUGCCAUCACAUUAUCCUGUCAAUACGAGUAUCACAAAUCAACGUUUACAAGAUUUUGAUGGACGAUAUUUAAGCAUUUUCAGUUCAGUGAAUGAUGGAAAAUAUGGAAGAAUUCGUGUCACGGAAAUUGAUUUACUAUCACCUUCAAAACUACCAUGUGUAGAGAGAAUGCAAAUAGAUCGUCUAAUAAAGUUUAUACAUUUAUCAUAUAUAGAAGAAUCUGAAUUACAGGCUCAGUAUAUUGUACAUAUACUGUGGGAGAACAUGACAAACGCUUACCUAAUCAACCAGAAAGCUAACACGUAUGGAAUGAUAAUAAUUUCUAAUGGAAUACGUUCUUACGCUUUCAUGCAAUACAUACAAAUAGAGUGGAAUGAAAAUGAUGUCGCAGAGAAUCUAGCUUUACCACCUGAAUCUGGUAUAUUUAUGAGACCUUUUGGAGGUUAUCAGUUGCCAAGAAGUUCUCAAGCUGUAGAACCAAAUAUAUGGUUAACUGAAACAAACAUAGCCCUACAUGGAGAAUGGCUUGUUCCUUUAUACAAGUCCGAAAAUAUAGCUAAAAUAAAUGUUAAGAAUUUAAGUGCAGUUGCCAGUGAAUUUGUUGCAUCUUUGACAAGUGUUUGCGAGGGUUCACUUCAUUCACGUAAAUCAAAUAACGAAACACCAUCUGAUACGGUCGUCAUUAAAAAUGUAAACAUUGACAAUACAUCAGAAGAGCCGAUUGCUAGAACACAGAGUUUUAAAAGAGCUUUGGAAAACCAUGAAGAUUAUGAUCAUAACGUUUCAUCAAAUGACUAUAGUUAUGGAAUGACGGAAAAUGUACCGAAAGCUGCAUGGAAUAUCCUGAGAGAUGAAACUGAAUUCUCAGGUGUUGAUCCCCUCAAUCAAAAUGAAGUGAAUAUUCUACCAGAGAAUGAAACUGGAAAUAACUUUUAUCAUGAAAGUAAUCAGUUUGUUGUUGAUAAUAAAGAGUACACACCCACAGACACAAUUACAACAGAGACUUACUAUCCUUUGGGUCGGUAUGAUGGAGAUGAGGAAAGGCAGGAGAUAAAUGAACCUCUUAUUGUACCGGUCACUAUACACCCAUUGAGUGAUGACGAUGAUGAUGAUCUAAUCGGUAAUAAGGGAGAAUACAAAUCCGUGAAUGAAACGUUUUCAAACAGUUUGGUGAAAUGUGAUGCUGUUAGUGAAUGUAAUAGUCAUAACACAGAAUGCUAUCGAGUUGAUAACGCUGCCUGCUGUAUAUGCAGUGAUGGAUUUUUCGGUGCAGGAAAUGCCAAAUGUUGGUCCGAAGUCAAUGAUCAUAAAUUUUCUUUUUCUGGUUCCCUAACCGCACACUUUGGUAUUGAGAAUACCAGUUCACCUCUGCUUAUCUAUCUGGAUAUUCAACAUGGUUCACUAAGACGCAGUUCUAGUGGAAUUCGUGGUGGUCAGACAAACGACAGAAUAUAUUCAACUAUGCGUUUAAUUACACCUGUAUUCCACAUUUUAAAUUCAAUGGUUUCUAGUCCUUGUGAAAAUAUUCCAAAAAGUGAACGUGUUUAUAAUCUUUUCACGUUAGGAAAUGGAUUACAACGUCCUUUCAAGGUGUUAUUCCAGUUUGAUAUUGAAAGAGUUGGGAAAUUUGCAGUUCAAGCUGUACUUGAGCUACACGAUUUCACAACAGGAGCAUACGCAAAUGGUGUAAUACAAUUAGAGGCGUUCAGUACAGAAAGUUUAAACCUACUCGAUCGGUCUUAUAUGGAGGCUUACAGUGCUUCUGAUAAGCCAGAUAAAACGUAUUACGCCAAUUAUAAAAUUGAUGAUAAUGGCCGUAUUGUAUUUCCAGAGCAAACUGUUAAAUUUAUUGCUGAGCAUCGUGACUCAAAUGAAAUAAGUAAUUUUCCUGAAGAAAUUAAUGUACACUGGUCUGCUGUUGCUGAGUCAGAAAGUUGCUUGCUUAAACAAGUCAGCUCUAUACCUAGGAAUAAAUCGUAUUAUAUUCGUCUCAAAGAUCGUGGCUACUGUAGUGAGGAUUGUUCAUCACCAGAUGGCACAUGUAAUUUAUUCUGUGUAGAUGAACCGUUAUUAUUAGCUACAGAACCAAGUCCUUGUGACUGUGUAACGUGUGAUCGUCAUGGUGAAGUGUGUCGACCAGAGGGUGCUAGUUAUAGAUGUGAAUGUGGUCAGGGAUUGAAGCUAAUGCCUGAUAACACAUGUCAAGCUACUUCAUUGGUGGAUGUAACUAACUAUCUCGGUGUACAGUGUGGUUCUGUCAAUUGUCAUACCCAUGCUCGCUGUAUUGAUCCAAAUCAAGCGUUUUGUCAAUGCUUACCUGGCUAUAGAGGAGAUGGUGUUAGCCAUUGUGAAAGUGAUCCAUGUUCUAAAUGUCGUCGUAAUGAGAUUUGUGAAAAUGGUAUAUGUAUAGCAAGUGGUGUUGAUCUAUGCGAAGGGAUUCAGUGUGGAGAACAAGCGUUCUGUCAAGAUGGUGCUUGCGUUUGUACACCAGGUUAUACUGGCGACCCAGUUGUCAAAUGUUAUGAAGAAAGAGAUCCAUGCUCUGAGGUUAGGUGUCAUCCAUAUGCUAAAUGCAGAAAUGGUAACUGUGAAUGCCUACCUGACUAUUAUGGUGAUGGUUAUCAUGUUUGUAAACCACGUAAUUAUGAUCCAUGUGAUUAUGUUCAGUGUCAUCAUUAUGGAUAUUGUAUUAAUGGUAGCUGUCAGUGUCGUGCUGGAUUCGAAGGAAAUGGUUACUACGACUGUCGCCGUAUUCAAGUAGAUCCUUGUUCUCUUGUACAAUGUCAUUAUGAUGCCACAUGUCACAAUGGUGUUUGUGCAUGUAAAAAUGGUUAUAUUGGUGAUGGUUAUAGAGAGUGUAGACCAAGAGAAACCGAUUUAUGUCAUCACAUUCAAUGUCAUCCAUAUGCACAGUGUGAAAAUGGACAGUGUCAUUGUAUUGAAGGUUAUAUUGGUGAUGGAUAUUACGAUUGUCAUGUAAGAGAUCCUUGCACUGGUGUAAAAUGUCAUCAAUAUGGAGAGUGCAUCAGUGGACGAUGUCAUUGUCUUAGAGGAUACGAAGGUGAUGGGUAUUAUAAUUGUAGACAAACAGUCACUGAUCCAUGUUCAAAUGUUCAAUGUCAUCCUAAUGGUUAUUGUAAAAAUGGACGUUGUUUAUGUUUAAACGGUUAUGAAGGUGAUGGUUAUUAUGGAUGUCGUCCAGUUGAUAAUGAUCCUUGUACGGGAGUACAGUGUCAUUCUAAAGCAGAAUGUCAAAAUGGUUACUGUCGUUGCCUGAAUGGCUACGAGGGGGAUGGUUUUAAUUAUUGUUAUGCAAUGCGAGAUGAUCCGUGUUCUAGUAUGAGAUGUCAUAUAAACGCUAAAUGCUUUGAUGGUGAAUGCCGAUGUUUGGACGGCUAUCAGGGAGAUGGAAAACAUUAUUGUGAUCCUAUUCAGCAGGACCAGUGUCAAAAUAUUCGUUGUCAUGAGUUUGCAAAUUGUCAAAAUGGUAGAUGUCAAUGUAAUGCAGGUUAUGAAGGAGAUGGUUACUGGGAAUGUAAAUCCAUAAAAAGUGAUCCGUGUUCUAGUAUGAGAUGUCAUAUAAACGCUAAAUGCUUUGAUGGUGAAUGCCGAUGUUUGGACGGCUAUCAGGGAGAUGGAAAACAUUAUUGUGAUCCUAUUCAGCAGGACCAGUGUCAAAAUAUUCGUUGUCAUGAGUUUGCAAACUGUCAAAAUGGUAGAUGUCAAUGUAAUGCAGGUUAUGAAGGAGAUGGUUACUGGGAAUGUAAAUCCAUAAAAAGUGAUCCGUGUUCUAGUAUGAGAUGUCAUAUAAACGCUAAAUGCUUUGAUGGUGAAUGCCGAUGUUUGGACGGCUAUCAGGGAGAUGGAAAACAUUAUUGUGAUCCUAUUCAGCAGGACCAGUGUCAAAAUAUUCGUUGUCAUGAGUUUGCAAACUGUCAAAAUGGUAGAUGUCAAUGUAAUGCAGGUUAUGAAGGAGAUGGUUACUGGGAAUGUAAAUCCAUAAAAAGUGACCUUUGCAAAUAUGUUCGAUGUCAUGAAAAUGCAAAAUGCAAUGAAAACGGUAAAUGUCAGUGUCUUGAUGGUUUUUCGGGAGAUGGAUACUAUGAAUGCCAGAAAAGUUCACAAGAGUUAUGUGCUGGCGUUCAAUGUCAUCGUUUUGGUCAAUGUUAUGAAAAUCGAUGCUACUGCAGUCAUGGAUACGUUGGGGAUGGGGUUAACUUUUGUGAUGCACGUGUAGACGAUCCAUGUGAUGGCGUUCGUUGUGCUGCUAAUGGACGUUGCCAGGAUGGUCGAUGCGUAUGUGAUCCUGGUUAUACAGGAGAUGGUUACAAUGAAUGUCGAGAAGCCGAGGGUGUGAAAUUGUGUGGUAAUGUACAAUGUCAUCAAUAUGCUACAUGUGAUAGAGGACAAUGUCGUUGUGUUACUGGUUAUGAUGGUGAUGGCUAUUCAGAUUGUCGACCAGUUACAGAAGAUAAGUGCUCACGAGUGAGAUGUCAUCCAGAUGCUCAGUGUACUGAUGGUUACUGUUUCUGUCCUACUGGUUUCGAGGGAGACGGAUAUUACGAGUGUAAACGAAUUACUCAAGAUCGCUGUGCGAAUGUUCAGUGUCAUGAAAAUGCUAAAUGUGACGACGGGUAUUGUCGUUGUAAAGAAGGUUUUGAGGGUGAUGGAUACAGUGAGUGUAGACGUAAAAGUGAAGAUAGAGAUCCAUGUGCACGUGUUCGCUGUCAUCCCCAAGCUCAGUGUGAGUAUGGGUUUUGCCGCUGUAAAAAUGGUUAUAAAGGUGAUGGCUAUUGGAAUUGUCAACCUAUACAAAGUGAUCUCUGUCGGGCAGAACAAUGCCAUCAGUUCGCUAGAUGUGUUGAAGGUCGAUGCCGCUGUUUGGACGGAUAUGAAGGAGAUGGCUAUCAGAUGUGUAAUAUAAUACCUGGAGCAACUUCAGCAGAUUGUGGUAAUUGCAAUGGUAUACCUUUCAAAGAACUAGCUCAGUGUGUUGGUGGACGAUGUGUUUGCGCUCGUGGAUUUAUUGAAGUUCAGACAGGUGUCUGUAUGGAAUGUGUGCAAGACAAUUGUCAUCAGGAUGCUGUCUGUCGACCGGAUGACAGAUUUAAUGGCGCUUAUUCAUGUCAUUGUAAAGCUGGUUUUACUGGAGAUGGAGUAUCUGUUUGCAAACCUGAAAGUGUAGGUAGACAAAAUGCCACAUCAUCACACUCCUUUGAUCCUACGUGCGGUGGAGGCUGUAGGAUACGAAAUGCGGAAUGUGAUCGAUAUACUGGAACAUGUAAAUGUCGAUCAGGUUAUGAUGGCGAUGGAGAAAGGGGUUGCUACUGGAACUGUAAGCUGUGUCAUCCGAGUGCUAUUUGUGAUCGUGAAAACGAAAGAUGUAUUUGUCCAUCUGGUUAUCGUGGAGAUGGACAAACAUUUUGUGAACAAAUUCCAGUUAGGCAAGAUUCUAUAAAAGUUCGAAUAAUGGGAGAAGGAGAAGUAAUGCAUAUUACAGAUAUAUCUCAUCCGCUUGAAUUAAGAUGUUUCGUAACUGGAAACGAUCAGUCAUAUUCCGGCCAGUGGAUUCAACCACAUUCUGCUCAAGAACCAAUAGUGACUAAAACUAGACAACAAGACGGCUAUGAAAUUUCCCUCCGUAUAAAUCAACCUACAAUAACUGAUAGUGGAAGGUAUGAGUGCCGUGCAGGGAAUGUUGCUGCUUUCAUAGAUGUAAAUGUGGAAGAAUCUGCAAUUCCAUUCACUGUGCUACUUACAAGUGAUGAUGGAAUUUUAAUGACACAAUCUACCGAUUCAAAUGUAACCAAAGCUACUCUAUGGAAUAUCGCUGAAAAUAACAAAUAUGGACGUGUCUCCAUGGUUGGUGAUUGUAAUAGUCAACGAAUUAUAUAUACAUCUGAUUAUGGUCAUACUAUCCGAUGGGGUAAUUCAAACUCUGGACAAAAUAAAUUGGUGACAAAAGAAAUAUACACUUCUCAAUUUAACCGAUUUCGUAAUUUGGCGGUAGAUUCAUUGUCUGGAAAUGUAUUUGCCUGGGAAGAGGCCUUUGGAAAAAUUAUGGUAUUCAAUCCAAAUAAACCAAAUAUUCAUUAUACACUUGAAAGUUUACAUAGCCUAACUUCUUCUGAACAACAAAAUUUCGCUGGGCUAGCUUUGCACUCCACAUUAGGUCUAAUGUACUGGGCAAUAUACACAGACGGUUGGAGACCGAAUGGUACAAUUCAAGUGGCUUCAAUGUCUGGUGAAAAUGAGGAGCAAUUAUUACAACUCACUGGUGAACCAUUGGCAAUUAGUAUAUCACCAGCAACGCCAGUUAAUGGUAAUUCUGCUGGAAAAUUAUGCUGGAUGCAAAGAUCUUCUAAAGGAAUGUUUGGAUUAGUCACUGAACUACAUUGUGCACGAUUAGGUCAAACAGGAAGAGAGAUAUUAACCAAUGAAAAGAUAAGAGAAUUUAGUCCUUCUGAAGAACCAUCUUUUGGUAUGACACAAUAUAAAGGGACAUUAUUGUGGACAGAUGCUUCAAAGACAGUCUAUUACUCUAUCAAUCCUGAUCGCCGAAUACGUGUCCGUUAUGUCUGUUGUUCUAAUCGUUUCCAAGCCUUAUCAGUAUUAGGUGAUUGUCCACAAGCUUCAACUAAUCCAUGCACUUAUUCUAAUGGACGAUGUCGUUAUAUAUGUUUACCAAAUGAUGGUGGUAGAUCACGUACAUGUGUAUGUCCUGAUAAUGAACCUGGAUGUCAUAAAGAAAUGUAA